Molecule: messenger RNA, 1344 nt
Organism: Pecten maximus
Lineage: Eukaryota; Metazoa; Mollusca; Bivalvia; Pectinida; Pectinidae
Exons: 2
Coding region: 1-1344 (447 amino acids)
Molecular function (GO): zinc ion binding
Source: RefSeq, a predicted model, not a curated record
AUGGCGAGUAAACUGUCUAUUCGCAAGGCACAGGUACACGUGCCGGACACGUGUGCAUGGUGUGAUAGUGUACAGGACGUUAACUGGUACUGUAAUGACUGUCAGGAGGCUUUGUGUGACAAAUGUAAGGAGACCCAUCAGCGUGCGAGGAGGACCAGAAAUGAUGACGUUGUACUGAUAAAACAGGCGAACAAACAAGGCGAUGUGGUACUACCAGAAGCAGCGAUAGAUUCUAUCGUCACCUCAGUCUUGGCCGAAUUAUCAUCUUUGUUAGAGGAAGAAGACAAACUCCUAAAACAAGACUGUCUACCUGAUGAGACCAAAGUGACAAAAAUAAAACAGUUGAUCAGAGAAUUAGAGCAACAGUCAGAAAAUCCAUCCGGUAAAGCAUUGUUUGAGCUUACGGGAAAGCUACGGACAUCUGUACCGCUGUAUGAUGUUACCGAGGACAGUAAAUUACCAUGUCCAUUUAGCUUUGUAACUGGUCGAUAUAACACAGAACAGCUGCAUUUGAUGAUAGGACACAUUAAGAAAUCGGCUUGUAGUGCAAAAAAAGAAGUAAACAGUCAACAUGUCCGAACUCUUUCUGCAUUCCAUGUCACUCAAAAAUGCUCCAUCACAUCAAUAUGUUGUACAGACGACACCCGUGCCUGGAUAGCAGCAUUCGGAUCUAAAAAUAUAAUCCAAGUUGAUAAUAAGGGGAUUGUCACAGAGACAGUUAAGCUGGAUUCGGAACCGCGGAGUCUGGCUUUCACAUACACAACAAACCUACUUAUGACACGUCGAGAUAUUUCAUCUCUAAUACACAAACUGACCAAAGACAAGCAAGUAAGGAUAUUUGCUGACGUUAGUCCAUUAAUUGCCUGGAAUAUAAGUGUCAGCGAAAAUGAAGUGUUUGUUAGCACUGACAAGGCCACUAUAUUGGUGCUGAAUACGUCCGGGAAGAAGGUCAGACAACUAUCUGUUGGUCAGAGCGGAAACCGUUUCGCAUGUUUAACAGGAGGGUAUAUUGCGGCUAUUACUGGUGGUAUUUAUAGGAACGAACUUAUUAUCACCAACCAAUUAGGUGAGGUCAUCCACACGUGGAGUGGAGAACUGGAGAAUGGUCAGAAGCUGUCACUGACAAAACAGAAUACUAUAGCUUGUGAUAGAUAUGACCGAGUAUUUGUACCGGACAUCGACACCAACCAGGUGUACGUCAUCUCUACAGGAAGUGAGAAACAAGCCAAGUCUUUCCUGGACAAGGAGCAUGGCGUUGAGUCUCCGACCAGUGUGUGUGUAGACAAGUGUGGACAUAUUUGGAUCGGCUGUGUUAGUGGCAGAGUUCAUGUGGUACAUCUGUAA